Messenger RNA from Drosophila montana, 3840 nucleotides. It is a transcript of the gene bab1, whose product is annotated as bric a brac 1. NCBI's taxonomy places the organism in Eukaryota, Metazoa, Arthropoda, Insecta, Diptera, Drosophilidae. The coding region runs from base 710 to 3835 and encodes 1041 amino acids. The transcript has 4 exons. Gene Ontology annotation, molecular function: DNA binding; protein binding. Gene Ontology annotation, cellular component: nucleus. The record is from RefSeq and is a predicted model, not a curated record. Gene Ontology annotation, biological process: regulation of transcription by RNA polymerase II.
CAACAACUAGGCAAGCAGCGCCUCUGCGUUUUCCGCCGUCGUCGUCGUUGUCGUCGUCGUAGCCCCAAUCGACGUCGUCUGCUGCUGCUGCUGCUGCUGUUGCUGCCCGUGUGUUAAGUUUGUUUUGAGUUUUUCCGUAUCAAAAUGUGCAAAACGUUUUCAGUCUAAUUCAGACACUCGUGCUGAAAAGACUUUUUUGGGGGCACGUUCCGUUUGCCAAAUAACGAGACGAGACGCCACACGACGAGCCGCCACACAAGCACGCACACACACACACACACACUCACACACAAGUUGCCCAAACAGCAACAACAUUUAUUUAGCAAAUUUUAACUUAAAAAAAAAUUUAAGAAAAUUAAAAAAAAUUAAAAUUAAAUCAAAAUAAAUUUUAAAACUGAAAUGCACGGAGCGCGUAACGUAACGUAAGCCACACACACAUAUACACCCACUCUAUCCCACACACACACACACUCACACACUCAGGCACACUCACGUGUACGUUAAUUAAAACGCGACUUUAACGCGAGCGCAUGAUAAACGCGUCGUCUCGUGCAAGCUCUAGUGUUUAACACACACACUCACACACACAUGCGAACACCUAUACCGUUACAUUUGCAAAUGAAAGAUUUGCCGCUCUCACGCGCGCACGAUCAAUAGACACUCUCGCUCUCUCUUGAUUCGCACACGCUCUCUUUUGGGCACACACAAAAUGGCGUCAACGGAGACGCCAACGUCGCGACAAAGCAGCGAUCGCAGCAACGCCGCAGCGGCUGCGCAAACGGACAGCGAAACCUAUGCAACGGAGCAGGCGCAAGCGGCGCAGCGACAGCGCAGUGGCGGCGGCGGCGGCGGUGGCAGCGGCAGCGGCGGUUCGCCAACAUCGCAACAGGAUAAAGCAAAGACCGUUAGCCCGCCGUUAACAACGCCACCCGACGCUAACGCCAACGCGAACGCAAACGCCAACGCCAACGCGAAUGUCGACGUCAACAUCAACGCCGGCAGCUCAUCGCCCGGGUCCCGUUCGACGCCGCAGCAUCAGCUGCCGCAACAGUUCUGCCUGCGCUGGAACAACUACCAAUCAAAUCUGACAACGAUCUUCGAUCAGCUGCUGCAAAACGAAUCCUUCGUCGACGUGACCCUCGCCUGCGACGGCCGCUCGAUCAAGGCCCACAAAAUGGUCCUCUCCGCCUGCUCCCCCUACUUCCAGACUCUGCUCGCCGAGACCCCCUGCCAGCACCCAAUCGUCAUCAUGCGCGACGUCAGCUGGUGCGAUCUGAAGGCCAUUGUCGAGUUCAUGUAUCGCGGCGAAAUCAACGUUAGCCAGGAUCAGAUUGGCCCGCUGCUGCGCAUCGCCGAGCUGCUCAAGGUUCGCGGAUUGGCGGAUGUCACGCAAAUGGAGGAGAUCAAUACGGCGGCAGCAGCUGCGGCGGCGGCGGCAGCGGCAGCAACUGCCUCCUCGACACCGACCGCACAGCAUUCGCCCAAGAAUUCGCCGGCAGAACGCGAGGGCAGCGAAGAGCAGCUGCUCUCCUUUAUGCAGCCCGAGAAGAAGCUGCGCAGCGGCGACUGGGACUGCGGCGAGCUGCGCCUGUCGCCGCUGGAGCGCCAGCAGAGCCGCAAUGUGCGCAAGCGUCGCUGGCCCUCAGCCGACGCCAUAUUCCAGGCGCCCGCCAGCCCGCUGAGCAGCCUGAUCGCCGCCGAGCGUCUGGAGCAGGAGCAAAAGGAGCGAGAGAGACAGCGCGAUUGCGGCAUUUUGACGCCGCCGCCAAAGCAAAUGGCGCUGCCGCUAGGCUCGGCGGGCAGCGGCAGCGUUACGCCGCGUCGCCUGACGCCCGCCGCGGCAGCGCUGGAAACGGCGCUGCAUGGCCUGGACAUGCCCUCACCCGCAACAACGCCAGCGCCAGCAGGAUCGGCAGCGGCAGCGGGUCGCUGCCAACGCGCGCUCGCGCAGUCGCUGCCCAGUCCGCAGCAGCAGCACCAACAGCAGCAGCAACAGCAGCAGCAGCAGCAGCAGCAGCAUCUGCAUCACCUGCAGCAGCAUCAGGCGCACCACGGGCUGGGCCAUGCGCCCGGCACUUCCACUUCCGGCGCUUCCGUUCAUCCCGCUGCCGCUGAUUCGCGCUUUCCGCUCGGCUCUGCCGCCGCCAUGGCCGCUGCCGCCAUGGAGCUAAGCGUCGCAGCUGCAGCCGAGCCGCGUCUGCCGCCGCCGCCACCGCACCAUCACCUCAGCGGACCCCCCACCGGCAGCAGCGCAGCAUCGCUGGCGGACGAUAUGGAGAUCAAGCCGGGCAUUGCGGAAAUGAUACGCGAAGAGGAGCGGGCAAAAAUGAUGGAGAACUCGCACGCCUGGAUGGGCACCACAGGCUCCACGCUAGCAGCAGACAGCUAUCAAUAUCAGCUGCAGUCGAUGUGGCAAAAAUGCUGGAACACCAAUCAGAAUCUGAUGCAUCAUAUGCGCUUUCGGGAGCGCGGCCCGCUCAAAUCGUGGCGGCCCGAGACGAUGGCCGAGGCCAUAUUCAGUGUGCUGAAGGAGGGCCUAUCGCUGUCGCAGGCGGCGCGCAAAUAUGAUAUACCCUAUCCGACGUUUGUGCUGUAUGCGAAUCGGGUGCACAAUAUGCUGGGGCCCUCGAUCGAUGGCGGGCCCGAUUUGCGGCCGAAGGGGCGCGGGCGGCCGCAGCGCAUACUGUUGGGCAUCUGGCCGGAUGAGCACAUCAAGGGCGUCAUCAAGACGGUCGUGUUUCGCGAUACCAAGGACAUGAAGGACGACAGCUUGGGCGCGCAUAUGCCGCCCUACGGCCGCCAUUCGCCCGUGUUUCCCUUGCAGGACAUGACGUUAAGCUAUCCAGGCGCUAGUGGCGGCAUGCCGGUCGGCGGCGCCGCCAGCCUCGGCGCUCUGGCCUGCCCGAAUGGCAUGGGCUCAGGUGGAGGAGGCGCUGCCGUUGGGGCAGGCGGCGGUGGAGCGGAUCAGCAAAUGUCCCAGGAGCAAAUGUCGGCGGUGGCCGCCGUUGCGCACAAUAUACGUCAGCAGAUGCAAAUGGCCGCCGCAGCGCAGCAUCAGCACGGGGAGGCGGGGCCGCCGCCGCCGCCGGGGGCUCUGUUCAAUUUGCCGCCGCAUCUGGCGGGUGGCGGGCCGGGCAGGGCCAGCAUAUCGCCGGCAUUGAGCAGCGGCUCAAAUCCCUCAAUGGGCCAACGGCAUGCGCCCUCGCCCUGCGGUCCCGCCGGCCUCAUGCCGAAUCUGCCGCCCAGCAUGGCCGUUGCACUGCAUCGUGAUCCGGCCGCCGCCGCGCUGCUCAGCCAGCAGCAGCAGCAUCACCUCCAGCAGCUCCAGCUGCAUCAGCAGCACCAGCAGCAGCAACAACAACAACACGCUUUACACCAGCAACAGGCGCAGGCAGCGGCAGCAGCAGCUGCUGCGGCGGCGGCGGCGCAUCCGCAUCACAUGCAGCCACACAAAUCCGGUUUCGGUGCCAGUUCCAUGCCCACAGCCAGCGCUGGCUCCUCCGCUGCCCAGCAGCAGCAGCAGCAGCAGCAGCAAUCGCACUCCAAGUCAAAGAGCAGUCCGCUGCGCAGCGAGACGCCGCGCCUGCACUCGCCCCUCGCCGAGCUGGGCCUGGAGCUGGGCUACAAGCGCGAGUUCUCGCCCACGCGCCUCUUUGCCGAGGAUCUGGCCGAGCUUGUCGGCGCCACCUCCUCCUCCGCCGCCUCCGCAAGCAGCGCAGCGACGCCGUCAACAGGCCAACCCACAGCCGGAGUAGGAGAAGCGCCCAACACGGACAUCUGCGCCAGCAGCAGCGGCGGCAUCAAGGUGGAGCCCAUCACGACCAGCAGCGAGUAGAGGGU